UUAGAUUGAGAUGACGUCACAGCAAGUAGCGUUUUGUGUGUCAAGUUUAAAUUUCUCCUCUGGCAACGAUUUAACUAAGUGAAUGCCUUUACAAUAUUGUGGUAAUCGAUAUACAUUCUGUAACGUAUGUAUUUCUCUCACAGUCAGAGGGUUUUGCUUCUCUGCCUCAUUUAUGAAUCUGUUUUUGUACAUAUCGUAUUUCCUUACUUGACUUCUUCGAUCCAAGCUGAUCCGAAACUUAAAAAGAAAUUUGGUCUUACCCGAAGGGCAUGUUCCGAAUCUUGUCGUUCGGAGUCAGAGUUUGAGUGUAAAUAUUAUAAAUACGUUGACAAUAAUGGCAUUUGUUUAAUAUCCGGUGAUGACAUGGAAGUGAUCAAGAAAUACACCAGCAAGUCUAUAGAAAGAGCAUUGUUUAAGGAAAUAUCGAACUUAAGGGAUUCGAUCGAUAAACUGUACGAAAAAUAUUCUUAUUUAGAUGAAAUAAGUGAUAGCAUUGCAGAGCUGAAAAUGAAAGCUAACAAAGAAUCGAAGUCUCUUAUGAUGACAGGGAAACAAUUUAAAGAAACAGUUAUGCGUCAAGAACUUACCGUCGCUGCUCUUGACCGUAAAGUGAAAGAAUUGGAAUUUAAAGAAAAUCAAGGAAAGGCGGACUUUGCUACGGUGAAGGCCCAAAUACACCAGUUUCUGAGGCAGCUGGCUGGCAUGAAGAACCUGUUUGACAUUAUCUCCCUGGAAGUAAAAGAUUCAUCAAGCGAACUAACAUCUUUGUCUGUUCAGGUGAAGAAUUUAAAGAAAUCCGCAGAGAAUUUAAGAACGUUGGUCCUUAAUAAAAAAGAAGCAUGCAAACAAUCUUGUAAAGGUGACGUACGCGAACAGGAACCAAAAGGUGAGGGGAAUACGGUAACCUCAUGGACGCCAACGGACAACAACCCAGAAAUGCAAGGCCUUGUUGUAACUGUGGAUGAACUGAAGGAAGAAAUGGAAGAAGUUAAAUCCGCGAUUACUGAAAUGAACAGCAAUUUCUCUGAUGUAAUGACACCAGGUAAGAACCAUUUCCGUCCACAAAAUGAAUCCCAUGUGUCUAACAUAGGUUUAAGAUUGAAAACCAUUGAGAACAGACUAAAUUAUUCCCGUCAGGGUCUUAGCGAGGUGAAGAACGGACAACGAGAGUUUGGAAAUAUUUUAACGCAACAAAGUUUAAAGUUCAAAACAUGUUCAGAUAAAAUGGUAUCACUGUCUGAAGCUUACAAAGAUUCCGUGAGAGAAAUUGGAGAUCUUCGAUCGACUCUUAAAUCUUUUAAGAAGGAACUCGAUGCAUUAAAGGACCUUAAUACUCAUUCCAAAGUGAAAAGCCUAGAAACAGAGCAAGAGAAAAUUAAAUUAAGACUCAAAAGUGUCGAAGAUAGUCGAAAUUCUCAUGAAAAUCAAAUUGCUCGACUUAAAGACAAAGUAACCGACUUAAAGGCAGUACGUAUAAAUUGUACCAGCUGCAGCGAGGAAGAAAGAUUUAAGUCGGAAAUUAAAAGAGCGCAGAACCUAUUUAGAAGUAAUAUACUACGUGGCAAGGGCAAUGUGCAUUCAAGUACAGCAAAACCUUCGAGCAGUUUUCACAUGAACAUGACCCAUUCUAGCCCCAAUUUUAUUGAAUUGCAAAGCAAAAGAAAAAACGGGAAGAUUCCUCACCCCAUCGCCCGAAUGGAUAUGGUUAAACCAUCACAAGUUACUUUUAACAUUGAAGGAGCCCAAAAGGAAGCGGACUCUUCCAGUAAUUAUCAUGCUUUCUUGAAACCUUCAUUUUCUGCUACUGCCAAACCAAAUGUCAAACCUGUGAAAUUUUGCCCAGAGAAUUGGUUUAAAUCUGUUCGUCGCUGUUUACAUUUCAUGCCGAGGCGUGUUUCUUGGAAAGGAGCGGUAUCGGAUUGUCAAAAUAUUGACUCACGAGUUGCUACCCUGUUUUCAUUAGAAGAGUGGACUGAUAUGAAAAUAUUUUUGGCAAUAUACUCUGAUCUCAAUAUCCCGCUCUGGCUGUCAAAAGACAGCAUUGCUUCGUUGAACCCGAAAGAAUUUAAAGCACAUAUGAUUAUGCCGUUCAAUUCAAAGGACUUGUCGCGAAAAUACGACGAAAAUUGUUUAGUUUUGGAUCCCAGCAAUAAUUUUAAAUUGUCACUAGUUUCCUGCGAUUCUGAUAAUCGUUAUGGGACCAUAUGUGAACUUCCAUUAUCCACACACGACAACAGAAAUCCAGUUAAUGUGACAAUACAAAUAAAGAUGGUCAACGAGAACCCUAGCAAUGCUAUGAGUGAAAAUACCCUGCCUUCACACUGGAAAAACGCUUCAGUACACAGCCAGUUGUGCCCCGCAUUUGCUAAAGAAAUUGGCGGUUAUUGUUUUAAAUACAUUCCUGUGAAACAGUCGAACAAAAGAGCCAUAGAGACCUGCAAGCGUCUUGGAGCUAAUUUAGUCACGGUUAAAGAUCUUCAAAAGGAACUCAUGUUGGAGAACUUUAUGGUUACUAUAGGGACCCCUAAUACUGUAUGGUUAUCACCGACCUUUCUGGAUAAUGAUGGCAAGUGGAAAUGGGCAAGUACAAACGAACCUGUUGUUUAUACCAAUUACUUCCCCGGCCGACCUGACACUCUCAGAAAAACACGAUGUAAUCAAAUUAAAAAAGCUUGGGGGUUUAAAUGGUUGGAUAAGUAUUGUUGGAAUUCGAAGAAAAGCGUGGAACAUUCGUUUAUUUGCGAAUUUAAAUCCUCCCAAAAUAACUAACAGCAUUUGAAAA
Octopus sinensis (East Asian common octopus) is the source of this 2782-nucleotide messenger RNA. RefSeq lists its product as uncharacterized. The transcript has a single exon. Lineage: Eukaryota; Metazoa; Mollusca; Cephalopoda; Octopoda; Octopodidae. The record is from RefSeq and is a predicted model, not a curated record. Bases 127 to 2769 code for a protein of 880 amino acids.